AUGUCCCAACACGAUCCCCACCUGCGCUCCGUCAUCUAUCGAUUCUACCCAACCGAAGAAGAACUCAUUUUGUUCUACCUCUCGAACAAGCUCCAGAACCGAAGAACACAUGAUCUCCACCGCGUCAUCCCCACCGUCAAUGUCUAUGAACACAAUCCCUCUCACCUUCCAAGGUUAGCCGGAGAGUUAUGCCGACGGGACACUGAGCAGUGGUUCUUUUUUGUGCCAAGACAAGAAAGGGAAGAACAAGGAAGACGGCCUAGCCGGACCACAGCCUCUGGCUACUGGAAAGCGACUGGUUCACCGACGUAUGUCUAUUCAUCAGAAAACAAAGUGAUUGGAGUGAAGAAAACGAUGGUGUUUUAUGAAGGGAAGUCGAAUAAAGUGAAGAAAACCGAAUGGAAAAUGAAUGAAUAUCGAGCCAUUGAAGAAGACGUUGGUGGUACCAACGCUGUCCCCAUUAGAAAGCUACGGCACGAGUUGAGCUUAUGCAGAGUUUAUGUGGUAUCAAGAACUAGACGAUCAUUCGAUAGGCGGCCAUCCGGGAUAGGGUCAACAGAGAUGGUCAGACCCGAGGCGAGUAGGGGCGCAUCAACUUCAAGAAACAUUAUAAAUCCUACAAACAUAUAAGUCAACGAGCAGUUCAAUAGCUAAUGUCAACCAUCAAAAGGUUUAAUAUAGUGGAUAAUGAAGGAGUCGUAGAAACAAUUUGGUGGUUGAAAUUAAGUAAUAUAUAACAAUAAAUAAAUGAAUUCCGCGUAGAUCAAAA
Helianthus annuus (common sunflower) is the source of this 769-nucleotide messenger RNA. Its product is annotated as NAC domain-containing protein 90. Gene Ontology annotation, biological process: regulation of DNA-templated transcription. Lineage: Eukaryota; Viridiplantae; Streptophyta; Magnoliopsida; Asterales; Asteraceae. Bases 1 to 630 code for a protein of 209 amino acids. The transcript is spliced from 3 exons. The record is from RefSeq and is a predicted model, not a curated record. Gene Ontology annotation, molecular function: DNA binding.